Molecule: messenger RNA, 2185 nt
Organism: Brassica napus (rape)
Lineage: Eukaryota; Viridiplantae; Streptophyta; Magnoliopsida; Brassicales; Brassicaceae
Product: glycerol-3-phosphate dehydrogenase SDP6, mitochondrial
Exons: 6
Coding region: 72-1967 (631 amino acids)
Biological process (GO): glycerol-3-phosphate metabolic process
Cellular component (GO): glycerol-3-phosphate dehydrogenase (FAD) complex; mitochondrion
Molecular function (GO): glycerol-3-phosphate dehydrogenase (quinone) activity
Source: RefSeq, a predicted model, not a curated record
CUUUUGGCAUUAUCAUAAUCAUCCCAUGAUCGCUUCGCUUCCCAACGCAAUCCUCUGAAUCUCCUCCCCCCAUGUCACCAGCCUCCUCCCUCCGCCGCUUAGCCGUCGGAGCCGCCGUAAUCGCCGCCGCAUCCGGCGGUGGCGCUGUCUACCUCUCCCCGUCGGUUGCCUCCAGCGACAGAGGCGGUGGUCCGAUUCUCGAUUCGCUGAGGCGCAGGAUCGGUGAUCCGAACGCUUCCGUGCCUUCUCGAUCUGCUCAAGAGUCUGUGCUGAUCGGAGCCAGCGCUUCUAAUCCUCUCGAUGUACUCGUCAUUGGCGGUGGAGCCACGGGCUCUGGAGUGGCGCUCGACGCUGUGACGCGUGGACUCCGUGUUGGUCUGGUGGAGCGGGAGGAUUUCUCCUCGGGGACGUCUUCUCGUUCGACGAAGCUUAUCCAUGGAGGUGUUCGCUACUUGGAGAAAGCUGUAUUCAAUCUUGAUUAUGGACAGCUAAAGCUUGUAUUCCACGCGCUUGAGGAGCGCAAACAGCUCAUUGAAAACGCGCCACAUCUCUGCCACGCUCUCCCCUGCAUGACACCUUGUUUCGACUGGUUCGAAGUUGUCUACUUCUGGAUGGGACUGAAGAUGUACGACUUGGUCGCAGGACCACGGUUACUACAUCUCUCUAGGUACUACUCUGCUCAGGAGUCUGCUGAGCUCUUCCCAACUCUUGCAAGGAAAGGGAAAGACAAGAGCUUGAGGGGCACUGUUGUGUAUUACGAUGGGCAAAUGAAUGAUUCACGUCUUAAUGUGGGGUUGGCUUGUACUGCCGCGUUGGCUGGUGCCGCUGUUCUCAACCAUGCUGAGGUUGUGUCGCUUAUUACAGAUGAGGCUACUAAGAGAAUAGUUGGUGCCAGAGUUCGUAACAAUCUCACAGGCAAAGAAUUUGAGAGCUAUGCGAAAGUGGUUGUUAAUGCGGCUGGACCGUUCUGUGACUCCAUUAGGAAGAUGGUUGAUGAAGAUACGAAGCCGAUGAUAUGUCCAAGCAGCGGUGUACACAUUGUGCUCCCUGAUUACUAUUCUCCAGAAGGGAUGGGGUUGAUAGUCCCUAAAACUAAGGAUGGUCGCGUUGUGUUCAUGUUACCGUGGUUGGGAAGAACAGUAGCAGGUACUACGGACUCUAACACCUCGAUCACUCCGCUUCCAGAACCUCAUGAGGAUGAGAUUCAGUUUAUACUGGAUGCAAUCAGUGACUAUCUUAACAUUAAGGUUCGACGUACUGAUGUUCUUUCGGCUUGGAGUGGUAUCCGACCAUUGGCCAUGGAUCCAACAGCAAAGAGCACAGAGAGUAUCUCCAGAGACCAUGUUGUCUUCGAGGAAAACCCUGGUUUGGUUACAAUCACUGGUGGAAAAUGGACAACUUAUCGAAGCAUGGCGGAAGAUGCGGUUGAUGCAGCAAUCAAAUCUGGAAAGCUGAGUCCAACCAAUGGAUGUGUAACGCAGAAGCUACAGAUUCUUGGUUCUCAUGGAUGGGAACCGUCUUCUUUCACAGCUCUUGCGCAGCAAUACGUGCGCAUGAAGAAAACAUAUGGUGGUAAAGUGGUUCCUGGAGCAAUGGACACAGCUGCGGCUAAGCAUUUGUCACAUGCUUAUGGUUCAAUGGCUGACCGAGUCGCCAUAAUAGCUCAGGAGGAGGGUUUGGGGAAACGGUUGGCACAUGGACAUCCGUUUCUGGAAGCAGAGGUUGCUUACUGUGCAAGGCACGAGUACUGCGAGUCAGCGGUUGAUUUCAUAGCAAGGAGAUGUAGAAUAGCGUUCUUGGACACAGAUGCAGCGGCGAGGGCGUUGCAGCGUGUGGUGGAGAUACUAGCGAGUGAACACAAGUGGGACAAGUCGAGGGAGAAGCAGGAGUUGCAAAAGGCUAAAGAGUUUCUUCAAACUUUCAAGUCUUCCAAAAACGCACAGUUUCACGAUGGCAAACACAACUAAAAGCUGCUUGCCUCUGAGCAAAAUAUAAAACUACUCUAUUGAAUUUAUUGUUAUCUGCUAUUUUCCAAUUGUUGAUGGCUCUUAGGUACUUACUUAGCUACGGGCGGGAAGGAAUAAAACUGUAUACGGAUGGAAUAAUACUGCGACUACUCAAAUGUUUAUUGGAUUAAAACACUUUGUUCCGUCUUCAAAAUGUGAAUUUUUACAUUGUUCUCUAA